This is a messenger RNA of Serinus canaria (Common canary), 7264 nucleotides long. It is a transcript of the gene BMP2K, whose product is annotated as BMP2 inducible kinase. The transcript has 16 exons. Lineage: Eukaryota; Metazoa; Chordata; Aves; Passeriformes; Fringillidae. Gene Ontology annotation, biological process: protein phosphorylation. The coding region runs from base 245 to 3583 and encodes 1112 amino acids. Gene Ontology annotation, molecular function: protein kinase activity; ATP binding. The record is from RefSeq and is a predicted model, not a curated record.
GCCGGCGGGGCGGCCGCUCCCGGCACAGCGCGCGGCGUCCCCUCAGCCGCCCCGGCCGCCCGGAGCUGUGGCUGCUCCUUCCUGCUUUCUCCCUCCCUCCUCCUUCUUCUUCCUUCUCCUCCCCUUCAGGAGCCGGCGGCGAGCGAGGAGAAGCGAGUGCCGCGGCCGGCAUGUGAAGCGGGGCACCCCCUGGCCGCCGCUUGCCUCCGGUUCCUGCCCGGUUCUUCCUGGGGCUUCGCUCGCCAUGAAGAAGUUUUCUCGCAUGCCCAAGUCUGAGGGCAGCGGCGGCGGCGGCGGGACGGCGUGCGGUGGCUCCGGGAGCGGCGUGGCCCUGGGCAAGGCGCUGGCGGUGGGGCGGUACCAGGUGACCCCCGAGGAGCCGCUCGCCGAAGGUGGCUUCUCCACGGUGUUCCUGGUGCGCACGCCCAGCGGCACGCGCUGCGCGCUGAAGAGGAUGUGUGUAAAUAAUGUGCCAGACCUCAACAUCUGCAAGAGGGAAAUCACCAUUAUGAAAGAGUUAUCUGGGCACAAGAACAUAGUGAGUUAUUUGGACUGUGCUGUCAACUCACUAAGUGAUAACGUGUGGGAAGUGCUCAUCCUCAUGGAGUACUGUCGAGCUGGGCAAGUUGUGAACCAGAUGAACCAGCGUCUGCAGACAGGCUUCACGGAGCCAGAAGUCAUGAGGAUAUUUUGUGACACCUGUGAAGCUGUUGCCAGGUUGCAUCAGUGCAAAACACCUAUAGUUCACCGGGACCUCAAGGUGGAGAACCUGUUGUUAAAUGAUAACGGGAACUACGUUCUCUGUGAUUUUGGCAGUGCCACUAACAAAUACCUGAACCCUCAAAAAGAUGGUGUUAAUAUGGUUGAAGAAGAAAUUAAAAAGUACACUACACUAUCGUACAGAGCUCCUGAGAUGAUCAAUCUAUAUGGAGGAAAGCCAAUAACUACCAAGGCAGAUAUCUGGGCGCUGGGCUGCUUGCUGUAUAAGCUGUGUUUCUUUUCCCUUCCCUUUGGAGAGAGUCAGGUGGCCAUUUGCGACGGGAGCUUUACCAUCCCGGAUGGCUCGCGGUACUCGCACAGCGUGCACUGCUUGAUCAGAUAUAUGCUUGAACCAGAUCAAGAGAAGAGACCUGAUAUCUUUCAAGUAUCUUACUUUGCCUUUAAAAUUGCCAAAAAGGAGUGUCCAGUGUCUAAUAUAAAUAAUUCUCCUGUCCCCUCAAGUCUUCCUGAGCCCAUGACAGCUAGUGAGGCAGCUGCUAGAAAAAGCCAAAUAAAAGCAAGAAUAACAGAUGCUGUAGGACCAACAGAAACCUCAAUUGCACCACGACAAAGACCAAAGGCCAAUUCGAGCACUGCCCCUUCCAGUGUGCUGGCGAUCCAGAGCUCAGCAACUCCUGUCAAAGUACAAGUUCCUGGGGAGUUUGCUAAUCGUGGCCAAAAAGGAACCACUCGACCAGGGAAUGGACAAGACAUCUCACAGUCCCAAGGGACCACCCCACAGCAGCACAGGGUCCUCCAGCAGCUGCAGCAGGGAGACUGGAGACUGCAGCAGCUGCACCACUUGCAGCACCAGCCCACCAUGCAGGAUGCUUAUAUCCAGCAGUAUCACCAAGCAGUGCACCAGCAGAUGGUCCAGCAGCAGCUGUUGCUGCAAUCUGUGUACCAGCAGCAGCCUGCCCAGUCACAGUAUCCUGCCAUGGUGCAGCAGUACCAGCAGGCUCUCCUGCAGCAGCAGAUGCUGGCUCAGCAGCGGGCACAGCAGGUGCAGUCCCCUGAGUACAUCACUUCUCCUCAAGACUUUGCACCAGCCUUAAUCUCCUUCCCCAGGUCGCUCCCAGUGCAUGGUGGAACAAUGGCAGAUCCUCCCUACCCUACCAACAGGUCAGGCAUUCCUGAUGCUGAAGCAAUUGCCAGUUACCCCAAGCAGAACAUCAGUAACCCACCUGAUAUGUCAGGUUGGAAUCCAUUUGGAGAGGACAAUUUUUCCAAGUUGACAGAGGAGGAGCUGCUGGACAGAGAGUUUGACCUGCUGAGAUCAAACAGGCUGGUGGACAGGAGAGCAUCUUCAGAUAAGAAUGUGGAGCCACAUGCUGUUCCACAGACAAGUCCUGCUGAAGAUCCCUUUGGUUCUGUUCCUUUCAUUUCUCAGCAAGGUUCCCCUGGAAAACAAGUGGAUAACUCAGCCAGCAGUAAAGGAAAUAACUUAGGGACCCCAUCAAAGGCUGGAAAAUUGAGCCAUUCAUUUAGAGAUCCCCGGGCAGGGAGGAAAAGUGCAGAGGGACACGUGACAAAAGGUGGCGAGGAGUCAGAGAGUGAUUUUGAAUCAGAUCCUCCUUCUCCCAAGAGCAGUGAGGAAGAAGAAGAACAGGAGGAUGAAGAAGUCUUGCAUGGAGAGAAUGGGGACUUCAAUGAUGACAAUGAUACAGAACCAGAGAAUUUAGGCCACCGACCUCUCCUCAUGGAUUCUGAGGAAGAGGUGGAAGAAGAAGAGGAAGAAAAGCAGAGCUCUGAUUCUGAUUGUGACCGAACCAAGCAAAAAUGUGUGGAAGGGCUCCUGGGCACUCAGUUGAGAGAUGGUGUGAGCAGCAGUGAAAUCACAGAGCCCAGUUCAGUGCCUAUGUCCCCGCCCAAGGUGCCAAGCACUCUGAUCAACUCUGGCCAAGAGUUUGACGUGUUUGGAGCUGUGCCCUUUUUCACCCUGCAGCCUCAGGCAAGAGAGAAAGUGGACAAAGAUGUUUCUUCUCAGGUGGCUUUUCCCAGCCUAAGCCAAGAGCAGGAUGACUUUGAUGUUUUCAUAAAAGCUCCUUUCAGCAAAAAGGUGCCGCAGCGAGACGGGCAGGGGUCAGGGAUGGAGCCUCUGCUCUCCCCCACCUCUCCGCGGAGCGUGGAUAUCUUUGGUUGCACCCCAUUUCAGCCCUCCCUUGUCCCCAGGUCUGCUGGGAGCAGGCAGGACCUGUUUGGGCUGGUUCCGUUUGAGGAGAUCACAGGCAGCCAGCAGCAGCAGAAGGUGAAGCAGCAGCGGAACCUGCAGAAGCUGUCUUCCCGCCAGAGGCGCCUGAAGCAGGAGGUGCCCAAGAACAACGGGAAGCGCCACCACGGCACGCCCACCAGCGCCAAGAAGGGGCUGAAACCCAGCUACCGCACCCCUGAGCGCGCCCGCCGGCACAGGAAGGCCGGCCGCAGGGACUCGCAGAGCAGCAACGAGUUCCUGACCAUCUCGGACUCCAAGGAGAACAUCAGCGUGGCCCUGACUGACAGCAAGGAUCGAGCCAACCCUCUGCAGCCGGACGAGGCGCUGCUGGAUCCUUUCGGAGCCAAGCCCUUCCACCCGCCGGAGCUGAUGCGCCAUGCCCAGCACCAGGGCUUUGGGGACAGCCGCGGGGACCACGGCACGGUGGUGGUGGCUGGCAGGCCCAGGCAGAGCUCCUUGCACGGGGCUGUUCACGGCGGGGACGGGCUGAAAACAGAUGACUUUGGUGCUGUGCCCUUCACAGAGCUGGUGGUGCAGAGCACGCAGAGCCAACCACAGCAGGCACUGGAGUUAGAUCCCUUUGGAGCAGCUCCGUUCCCUUCUAAACAGUAGAGGCUUCCAGUGGGUUACCCCCCCUUCCACCUCUCCAAGUCCCUUAGUAAAGGCGUAGUGGACUAAUUUAUGUGGUUGAAAUGCCAGGGGCCUGGGUUGUACAGCUUGUUUGGGGUGAGGAGGCAGUGGCCUGCAUGCCUGGUGGAAUUGCAGAUAAUGGCUAAUUCUGAUUUGGACCUUUUGAGGAAAAGAGAAAAAAAAUCAGAACUGUUGUUUCCUUAUGGCAUAUGGCUCCCAGAAUGAAAUGAGGAGUUGGAUACAAAUCCCUGUCACUGACUUGGGGCCCUGGGACAUACUGUUGUUUGUGCACUUUGGUCUUGCCUUUCCAUCCCUGUGCCAUGUGCCCCGGUGGAGCGGAAGAGGCGGGGAGCACGUGGAAGUUGUUUCCCACAUGUACAGGAGGCUAAUGAACUGCGGUGCUUCUUCUUGUCUCUGCAGACCUAAGAACCAAGACAUACUGAUAUCCAGAUUAUGUGCUGGAAGUAGCCAAGUCUUUGCUUCCUAGGUGAAAACUACCUUUAUUAAUCGUAAAAAUAAAGCAGCCACAUCCUCAAGGGGCUGUGGCCCAGAAUUCCAGAGCACAGCUAUAUGGCUUGGGACCUUGGAGACAUCUAUGCAGCUGCAGAGAUGAAAGGCAGAUUUUUUUUUUUUCUUGUGUGCCUAAAUGGUCAAUUUUGAAAUAUUUUUUUAAUAGUAAGUGCCAUUAAUGUAAAGUAGCAAACUGGAAAUGUAGAGUCAAAACUAAAGAAGCAGGUGAUUUACUGAUCUGUGAGUAUGUGUGGGGGAGUGAGCCAGCAGGGACACAGCCGGGAUUGCAGCACUUUGGGAGACUCCUCAGCACACUGGAAGAUGGGCUGUCCUUGGGCACGUGGAGUGCUUCAGAUGACUUGCAGAGUUGACUGUGAGGUACAGCCAUUGGAUUGGUUUGAUUACAGCUUGGGAUUUGUGUCUGUUUUCCUCUUGGAUUUUGAUUCGGAAGAAAAUGUGUUGGUUUUUGACCACAAUAGUUUUAUGAAAUGACUGUAACCUGAUGCUCUUUAAGGGUCGCUAAAUGCACUGAGCUUUGGAGACGCUUCCUGCCCCGGCUGUGUUCCAGCAGGAGCUGGUGGCUGUCGGACCACUGAGCUGCGUUUCACCCCACGGAGCCUUUCGGAAAGGACUCCUGUCCUGCUGCCCAGGGCCGCCGGGAGGCGCCUCGGGUGAUGGCAGGAGGAGUGCACACUGCCGAGCACAGCGUUUGCUUCCUGAGGUGCAGCAGCUGCUGGUGUGUGCAGACAGUGCCCCUCGGAACAGGCCUGCCUGGGUUCCUUGGCUGUCCUCACGGGGACACGGAAGGAGGUGGCUCCUCAGCUUGUCCCACCUUCCUGUCCUGCUCCACUGGAGGCUGAGGAGUGGGUAGCUGGGUGUUUGUGCAUGGGGGACAUCCCUGUUUGUGGCCGGGUGUCCUCACGUGCCCCCCUGUCACAGGUGAAGUGAAAUAGUCAGGGUUGUGAGCUUCUUUCCCCCACCGCCUCCUGCUGGAUAUUCAGGAGGUGAUUGGGGGCACUUGGUCCCUUUCAAUAUUCACCGAAAACACAUGGAAAACAAAUCACGUGACUCCUUUGGGAUCAGUUUGACAAAAUGCCCCCAGUAUAGAUGUGAGAUUGCUUCCCUUAGCUCUGGAAUCUGAACGUAGCUCAUCGUGAUGGUGUACAGAUAGCUACCUUCAUCUUCCUCAGUUUCACCUCUCACAGGGUGUAAAGUGGGAUAUUCCAGCUGUGCCUGCUUCAGUGUGCCUUUUCCAGGCUUAGGAGUUAAGCCCUUAGGAGAUGGAGUAGAAAUGUUUGAACACAGGACUUUGCAGGCUUUAUUACUGCUCUUCUCACCUGUUUGGUGCCAAAGGCUGCAAAGAAGCACAUGCCAAUUUUUGUAGCAUUUCUGACACUCAGGUUAACAGUCUUUGUCCCUUGUUUUCUAAUCUCUGUGCAUGCUUAUGAGCUGCCCUUCUCAAUGUCUUUCAGAGCUGUUAUCUGCCUGAAGAGCCCUUGGAACACAGCAAGAUGACAAAUGUGGCAGUGAGGUGGACACAAAGUGAGAUGAAAACUGUGGUCCUAACUGUGGGUGGUCCUCACCAAAGCCAGGCUGUUGUUUUCUUCCCAGUGGGAAAGCAAGGGGAAGGGUUAAUGAUGCACGUGGCCCUGGGGCUUGGCUCCAGGGCCCAGGAGGAGAGGUGGGGGCUGUUGGAUAUGGAGGGAGGAGGCUGGGCACCAGAAGACCCAGUGUGGGCAGAAGCCAUCAGGUAAAUUACAGCUAGGAAAUGUGUUCAGUACUGUUGGUUUACCCCAGGGCUCCAGGCUGAGGAGGGCUGCAGGGGCUUGGGCAGAGGGUCUCUAUGCACUUACACUGCAGCACAGCCAAGCUGAAGGGAGAGACAAGGCAAAGGCAAGCUGCAGACCCCAGUGACUCUAGAGCUGGCACGAGUUAUGGCCCAUGAUAUUUGCCUCCUAAUGGCUUUAACAAACCUGUUUCUUCAUACUCGAGACACCAAUCAGGUUUUUACUGAAAUUUAACUUUUGCUUUAGAGUUACUUACUUUAUUCUUUCUCAUGGUCGAUGUGAGAUUGGUGCACCCUGCUAAGCUGACUUUUCAUGGUUUAUGUAGUUUAUGCACACCUGAACCCGAGUUUGGGGUUGUUUUCAGCCACUAUGCACUAUUCAAAGGAGGUGAAAUGUGUGACUGUCAGGGAAUGGGGUAUCCUUUGCUCUUCUUCAGGGUGUGUGGAAUGCAACGUGACCUUAGUAGAAAUCAGGAAGGCCCUUGCUGCAGUAGACAUGUAUGUGCUGCCUGUGGUAGCAAGAAGGCAGGGUAAAGGGUAGACACUCACCUUCCAGACAGAAAUCCCAAUGGGUUUCUACAGCUUCUUCAGCAUGCUGAGGGACUGAAGCACAGGCCUAGGAUCAGCUGCUGGAGACAGCGUCUGUCCCAAAGUGCUAGGAAGCACAACCACUGCUAAGUGGUUGUGAUGAUGGAAGGAAAAACCAGGUAGUUGUGUUUGCCUGCGGACUCCAAGGGCUUUUAGGUGUGUAAUUAAUGCAACUAAUGCUGUGGUGGGGGGCUCUGUGAGCACCAGUGUCGGAGGAAAAAGCUUAUAAUCAUUCUGGGUGUCCCAGUUAGUAAAACCAAGUACUGUGAAAAUAAGUUGAUAUAUUUGCUACUGUGAGAAAAAGAGUUUAUCUGGAGUUUUUUAUACUAUAUGGUGUAUUUUUAUAUAUCCAAGAAGUAUAUAUAAAAUAUACACAUGCUCGCACACAUCACGUACCCCUUGGAGUUGCUGUGGUGUUGUUAACCCAGCAGCCACAAUCAUGUUUGUGACUUGAGUGAAUAUGAGUUAAGCACCACGGGUGGCUGCUGUGUUACUGUUCCACAGAGCUUAUUUUGAAAGGAAAUCAAGGAGCUGGUGUGCAUGGUAAAGUUGUGAUUGAGGCAUCACCUACUAUUAAAGAGCAUAAAAACUAUUUUAAAAUUGCUGGCAUUCAGCUUUUAAGUGCACUUGCCUGAACUACACUUCCAUUUCUUGUUAGACUUGGGGUUUCUAAAGCUUUUUUGUGUACUACUAAAGCCAGAACUUUUAACUUUUUUUGUGAAGCUGAUGUAUAUCAUAAAACCCUUGGAGUUGUUAAAUAAAGGAACCUGGUAACAGUG